Messenger RNA from Eptesicus fuscus (big brown bat), 547 nucleotides. RefSeq names its product cysteine rich transmembrane module containing 1 (gene CYSTM1). The record is from RefSeq and is a predicted model, not a curated record. The coding region runs from base 155 to 535 and encodes 126 amino acids. Lineage: Eukaryota; Metazoa; Chordata; Mammalia; Chiroptera; Vespertilionidae. The transcript has 3 exons. Gene Ontology annotation, cellular component: extracellular exosome.
CAUUGUUAGCGGAUUAAAGCAAAAAUUCCUCCUUAGGGGAGAAAGGAAGCGCCCACGGCAGCUCCUUUGGUCUCCUUUGGCCAGAGGUGAUGACUGCCUGGGAACCUUGCGCCCCUCUACAGGGUGGGGCAAAGGUAUAUUCUGCAGUUCCCUAAUGAACCCAGGAAACCCUCCGCCGUAUUCGGGCCCUGGUCCGACGGCCCCGUACCCACCUUAUCCACAACAACCAAUGGGGCCUGAGGCCUACCCUCCAGGACCUAUGGGAGGACCUUACCCACCUCCCCAGGGGUACCCCUACCAAGGAUACCCACAGUAUGGCUGGCAAGGCGGACCUCAGGAGCCUCCUAAAACCACAGUGACAUCUUCCCCAGCUCACAGCCAUGGCUUCUCUUGUCCGAGGCGAUCGAUGGUGCAGACUUCCAGCGGGAGUGCGGUGCUAGGAACCACCUGUUGCUUGUGCCUCAUCCUGCCCUACCAUCCCCUCUGCCUUUUGGCUGACUUCAGAAUAAAAGAAAAGCUGCUUUCUCCUCUCUGAACUAAAUAAGAA